GAGAGGGAUUUAAGAGGAAGAACUAGUACAGAUAUAUAUUUACCAGAGCCGUAUCGCACAACUCCACACUCUCGAUACCUAUAUACAACAUUGUCAGAAAACCUGGCAAAGCAUGCACGACCAGAAGAAGAAGGAGAAGAAAGCGCUAACUCCAGAGGAGAAGGCGGCGGCAGCGGCAGAGCACGAGCGGGUUGGGGUGCUCUACAAGGCUGUCCUGCACACCUCCAAGGUGCACGACUACUCCAUGAAAACGUUAGACGAUACGGAAAGCUUGCUACUGGCGGUGCCGGAUGCUUACUCGGCGUAUAACUGCCGCCGCCGCGCACUCGAGACGGUGUGGAAGGCGGCGGAGUCCGGCGCAGUGGCUGCCACCGCUGCAGAAGCAAAGAAUGCGGCAGCGGCGCCACCGAUGACGCGGCAGGAAUGGCUUCAGAAGGAGCUAAAGUUGAACUCCAAAGUGCUCCUUAUGAAUUACAAAAACUACAACGCCUUUGUGCAUCGGCACUGGGUGUUUGACCAAACGGAGGCGUUGGCCAAAGCAGAGCUCGUGCAACUUGGGUCACGGGGAGGAGACGGCGCGACGGCUCCCAAUGACGGUGCAGCACCGUCUUUUAUCCUUCUUCAGAGCUUACUGCAGAAGGAACGGGCGCAGUGUGAACAGCUUCUGCAGAUGGAUGAGCGCAACUUCCACGCGUGGAACUACCGUCGAUGGGUCGUGGCGAAGGAAUGCCGCGCCAGUGCACUCGCACGUGCCUAUCUUCACGCCUCUCCCCUCUCCAGUGAAGGCAUGCAGCCCGCCACGGUUGAUGCGGGUGCGGUGGCCACUGAGGAGAGCUCCCCAGAUGCGUUUACAGCAGAUGAGGCGGCUGAGCUGGCGUACACGACGCAAAAAAUCAAGAACAACUUCUCCAACUACAGCGCGUGGCAUCAGCGGUCUCUGGCAUUGAAAUCGGCUGCGGCCCGCUGGCGCGAACAGCUGGCAGGGGCCGACAACAGCUCUUCCACGGAGAGAACUCGGAAGGAAUGCCACAAGGCCCUCCUCACGCAGCUUCGCGAGGACGUUGGGUUUUUAGAGCACGCCAUUUACUGCGAUCCAAACGAUCAGUCUGCGUGGUUCUACGCCCCUUUUGUGCUGCAGCUGCUGCGUGACAAUCAACAGACGGCAGAGGAGGCCGCAGAGGCCGUCGCCCUCACGGAUGUGUUCGUGAACGCGGUGAUUGAGCUGAUCGCAGAGGUGGACCGCGUGGGCACUGAUGAUGAGUGUUACAUGCCGAACUACUUUCUGCUGGAUCAGCUCCUCGGCCUGCAGGCCGCCCUCGGCGAAGACGGCAAAGCGGCUGUGGCGCGCUACACCGAUGCGUUGUGCCAGAAGGUGCCCACUCUGGCUGCUGCGGCGACGGACAGCGAAGCGGACAAGACGGGUCGCUGCUUUCGCUUUCUGCACGAUCGUCUUUGCAAGGCAGAUGUUCUGCGCAAAGGCUUAUACGACGACAUGUUGAAGAGGGCGACACGGAGCACGGCGUAA
Molecule: messenger RNA, 1525 nt
Organism: Leptomonas pyrrhocoris
Lineage: Eukaryota; Euglenozoa; Kinetoplastea; Trypanosomatida; Trypanosomatidae
Exons: 1
Coding region: 113-1525 (470 amino acids)
Biological process (GO): protein geranylgeranylation
Cellular component (GO): cytoplasm; Rab-protein geranylgeranyltransferase complex
Molecular function (GO): Rab geranylgeranyltransferase activity
Source: RefSeq, a predicted model, not a curated record